Molecule: messenger RNA, 996 nt
Organism: Camellia sinensis
Lineage: Eukaryota; Viridiplantae; Streptophyta; Magnoliopsida; Ericales; Theaceae
Source: RefSeq, a predicted model, not a curated record
AUGGAGUAUGUCUUGUUUAGUUGUUUCAGAAAUGACACAAGUGAUACAAUAGCUGAAACUGAUUCACCCAAUUUGAUCUGCUUGCCCAUGCCUAACAAAUCUAGCUCUGUUGAUAUGGAAAAUCGUUUUAUAAAGCAAAUAAGCAUGGGAUUCAGUAAGGUAUGGACAGACCUAAAACAAUUUAGUUCUUCUGAUAAGGUAAAAAGUUAUUUCAGCCCAGAAUCGAUUAAAAGAUUGACAGAGAUAAAGCAGUGCUGUUCUGACCAUCAUUUAACCCUCUUUGAUGCCCAACCUAAUGAAAGAUGUGAUACGUGUUGCCGAUCCAUUUCAACUCCCUAUUACAACUGUCCGGAAUGCCACUUAAUUCUGCACAAAAGUUGUGCUAAGUUACCCUAUGCGAUACAACAUCCAUUACACAUACACCCAAUAACCCUCAAUGUUAAAAGUCACUUCAAAUGUAAAUUUUGCAAUCGCACAUAUCGUGACAUGUUUUCCUUCCAUUGCGACCGUUGUGAUCUCUAUGUUGAUAUCAGGUGUGCCUCCUACCCAAUUACCAUCAGACAUGAAGCUCACGAACACCUCCUCAAUUUUGAACAAAACUUUAAUUCUCUGUGCAGUGCAUGUUAUGAAGAUUGGACAAGGAUGGGGAGUUAUGAAGUUUGGACAAACAUAGGGUGUAAUCUAGAUUAUCAAGAUUGGACAAGGUUAAAUUUUCAAGAUUCGACAGAAUGCACAUUCAAAUGUAGAACUUGCCACUUCAAUCUCCACCUCGAAUGUGCAUUCCUGCCAAAAAAACUUAGACACAGAUAUGACAAACAUGACCUCAUCUUGACCUAUUCCCCAGUUGGAUUAAGGUCAGAUGAGUAUUACUGUGAAAUUUGUGAGGGAGAACUAAACCCAAAGCUCUGGUUCUACUACUGUUCGGAGUGCGACUACGCUUGUCAUUGUCAGGAGGCGAAGACCGUGCAAUCGGUUUUGGAAACCCACUGUGAGUAA